This is a messenger RNA of Ostertagia ostertagi, 375 nucleotides long. The record is from the annotation of a GenBank genome assembly. Lineage: Eukaryota; Metazoa; Nematoda; Chromadorea; Rhabditida; Trichostrongylidae.
UUAUCAGAUGAAGCCGUGAAUCAACUGACUGGUAUUAAUCGUGUCGUCGUUCCAUUUGUUGCAUGUGGUGAUUUGUGCGGUUUUGAUAGUGAUGGCAGUUACCCGUUGAAUCUACCGACUAUACCGUCUGGACCGUUAGGAUCCGAGUACGUCUUUCGUGAUGUUGUCCAGCCUCCAACUGAGCCGUCGUACAAGGAAUCAGUGAUGAUCAAGAAGCUUGACCGAUUGGUGGUUGCGGAGAAGUAUUCGGGACAACAGGUGGCGAAGUCGGUGCUGCCAUAUGUACGACCCGUAAAUCCGGACGCUAGUGAUAUCGGUUAUGGAGACGAGCAGGUAGAAGCAUUAGCCAGCCUGUUGCUAAACGAAGAAUCUUGA